Molecule: messenger RNA, 1134 nt
Organism: Miscanthus lutarioriparius
Lineage: Eukaryota; Viridiplantae; Streptophyta; Magnoliopsida; Poales; Poaceae
Source: the annotation of a GenBank genome assembly
AUGCCGAGCCCCAGCCGUAGCAGCAGUAGCAGAGUGGUAGCUCCAAACCUAAACCUCCCAGCCGGGUUCCGUUUCCACCCGACGGACGAGGAGCUCAUCGUCCACUACCUCAUGAACCAGACCGCAUCCAUCCCCUGCCCCGUCCCCAUCAUCGCCGAGGUCAACAUCUACCAGUGGAACCCCUGGGAUCUCCCCGCCAAGGCGGUGUUCGGCGAGAGCGAGUGGUACUUCUUCAGCCCGCGGGACCGCAAGUACCCCAACGGCGCGCGCCCCAACCGCGCCGCCGGGUCCGGGUACUGGAAGGCCACCGGCACCGACAAGGCCAUCCUGUCCACGCCGACAGGUCAGCUCAUCGGCGUCAAGAAGGCGCUCGUCUUCUACGGCGGCAGGCCGCCCAGGGGCGUCAAGACCGACUGGAUCAUGCACGAGUACCGCCUCGUCACCGCGGCCGACGGCAAGACGGCCACGGCAGCCAAACGCAGAGGAGGAUCCAUGAGGCUGGACGACUGGGUGCUGUGCAGGAUCCACAAGAAGAGCAACGACUUCCAGUUGUCGUCGGAUCAGGAGCAGGAGGGCUCGUCGACGGUGGAGCAAGAAUCCCCAAAGCCCGAGUCUCUUGAGCUUGAGCACGACCAGUUCCAGUUCCAUCAGACGAUGAUGACCAAGUCGUGCUCGCUCACCGACCUGUUCAACAGCAUCGACUGCUCAGCGCUGUCGCACCUCCUCGACGGCCCACCAGUUGACGGCGGCGAAGCCCUGCCGCAGCAGAACCCUCCUAUAAUCUACCCAACGACGACAACACAAACACAACAAGCACUUAACUAUAACAACAACAACAACUUGAACAACAGCCACUUAAAUCUGCCAAACAAAAACGCAGCAUGUUCAGAAUAUGUCGUUGCUAAUAAUAACUGCAACAACGACGGUGUGAACAAGAGGAAACGGAUGACGGCCGCCAUGAAUGACGGCGCUGAGUCCUUCCAUGAUGGCAGCAACGGUUUCAGUAGGAAACCGAAGGUGCUGCCAACUGAUUCAAGGAACAGCAGCAGCUACUGCAACCAGCAGGUUGUGGACACGAGUGGGUUGUUUCAGUACAGCAGCCUGCUGAGCUACCCAUUCCUGGAGAUGCAGUAG